GUUUAAAAAGUGAAUUUUGUUGAUAUCAAUAAUGUUGCAAGAUUUAAAACGAUAAAUUUUGAAGCAACAAUUUAAAUAUAAUAUAGAUAUAUAUCGUUAGAGCUCGUUAUGGGCACAUGAUCGAAGAAAGAGAAGAAAUAAUCUAAGAUUAUUAAAAAUUCCAACGAUCAAAAAAUAAACAACGCAAAAAGAAAGGUUAAAAUAUUUAUUGCAUUCAGUAUAUUUUUUCUAAGCAACAUGGACAAACAUAAAUCAGAUAUUCAUGGAAACCAAAGUCGAUACGUAGCAACGCCAGAAAUGAAAAGGAAAAAUUUACCAAAUUCCAUGUCUGUUAAUGUCUCGUCAUCUUCCGGACAAAAAGUUAAAAGUUAUGAUUUUAUACAGCCGCAAAAUCUCUUUCAGAAAAAGAAACCUAUGUCUAGACAUUCGAUGUUACCUUCUCAAAUAUUAUUAGAAUCAUCAAAGGAAGAAGAAGCAAGAACCAAAGAUAUGGAAUUGAAACUAUUGUACAACGAUUAUCUUCAAGUUGUUAUGUUAGAACACGUGACAAAAAAGAAAUCAGAAGACAUGAAAAAGACUAUUAUUAGACAGUUAGCUGAUAUCGCCAAAGAAUGUGCGCGCGAUGAAGAAAAGUUACUUAAAUUAAAAGCUAGAGAAAGAGAUAUAAUGCAUUUGAGUAUCGUUCAAACAGAGUUAGAUGUUCAAAUAGAAGAAAUAAAUGAAUACAUUAGAAGCGGUAAGAUAGAUUCUAUAAAAGGUAUUAUGUCUCAUUUGUGUUCGGUUUUGGAACCUUUGGAUCAACUUCGAUGUAAAAAUAUCAUUCUUCCUGAGAAAACGGAAGAAUGGAUAGAGUUAGAAGAAACUCUUAAAGAAUGUAAAAAUACUCUUCAACAUAUCAGAGAAUUGAUAAACAAUAAUUUACAAACGUAUCAAGCUGUAUACAAUGGAAUGAAAGAUUUUACUGCAACGUACAAUGAUAUAGAAACUUGUCAGGAAAAGUUGGACGAGGCACUCAGUCAUUUGCAAGUAAUCGUAUUGAAACACGGUUCUUUUUCUUUAAAAUAAUGUUAAGUUUUUUUUUUUUUUGAAGUAUAUGAUAUACAAGUGCUCUUAUUAUUUUUAAGAUACAUAUGAUAUUCGAUGAAAGUUAACAUUUUUUUUUUACGAUUUCUUUUUCUCUGUGAUCAUAAAGUACAUAUUACGAAGAAAAUGAAUAGGUAUUAUACAAAAUAAUUUUCUUUUAUUUUUAUACGAUAUCGAUAAUGUGAAUUUAUUAGAUAAAUGUCGCAAAUAUUUUGUAAUUUUGUAAUUAAACAAACAGUUAAAUUGUGUGUAUAGACACAAUAAAAUUUUCUUUUCGUAUCAUAUGUA
Vespula pensylvanica (western yellowjacket) is the source of this 1371-nucleotide messenger RNA. RefSeq lists its product as uncharacterized. The transcript is spliced from 5 exons. The record is from RefSeq and is a predicted model, not a curated record. The coding region runs from base 238 to 1065 and encodes 275 amino acids. NCBI's taxonomy places the organism in Eukaryota, Metazoa, Arthropoda, Insecta, Hymenoptera, Vespidae.